CAAAUGUAAAAAUGUUGGCAUUCGUGGAGUGACGGCACGGUCAAACUUAGCUUUUUAGCUGUGUACGAUUGUGUCGACUUGUGUCGUAGUUGGAAAGCACUAGUUCGUACACUGUGUUACACAGUGUCGCCUGUGUACAUUGCUGGAAAGCACCCAUUAUCGUAAACACCCCUUGUUACUUCCAUCGUGGCUUAUGGUCUGUUCUUUCUAGCUGCACUGUUGCACCGGUGCAAUAAGUUAAGUAAGACAAGUAUAUUUUUUCUCAUUCUAACUUUUCUCAUUCUUAUUGCACCAGUGCAACAGUGCAGAUAGAAAGAACAGACUAUUAUACAGCGUAGAGAUACUUAUCUCUAAUACAGCGGAAUGCUCGGUCUCACUCGGUCUAUACCAGUCUAUACUUACUAUGUCUAUGGAGCGAACUUACGAAGGAUGAGGUUAUGUUUGUAAUGUCAGUUUAAUGCAGUUAAACAUUAAAAAAAAAUUAUUAUGUCUUUAUACGACGAUUUUGACAAGCAUCGAACCACAGAGAAAGUUGCGGGGUGGUCUUCCGGCAUUAAGUUGUUGCAAUCGCAGCUUCAGCUGAAAAAGGCUGCUACAACACAGCCCAAACGUGAACAAUAUAGGAAGGCUACUGCAGUAUUAGCGCCAGUGAUAGAUUUGAAAUCAAAAACUAAUCGCGAUGUCGACAGAGAGGAUGACAAUGCUCAAAACAAUUCACUGACUGGCAGUGUGAGCAGCAUUGGAGUAGGUGGCGAAUUUGAUUGGAAUGUAGUGAAUGAAUAUGAUCCUAUGUGGCCCAAUGAAUAUGAAAAAGUUGUGAAGGAAUUACGUGAUAUUAGAGACAGGGAGCAUGAUCAGGAGACGGAAAUGCGUAAACGUAGAAGGGAUAGUACUCGCUUUGAAGAUACUCAGCCUGCCAGUGGAAACAGUACAAUGAUACCUCCUGAAAGAGACGAAGAGAGAACGCCGACCUCGAGAGGUGUAGUAGGAGGUGCCGCCAUUGCACCGCCACCGUCGUUACAAGAAUCCACGGAAUUGCCACCUCCACCACCGCGACAACAAUCUAAUCUAGGCUAUUCGACAUCGUCUGUGGCAGCAAAAAUAAUGGCAAAGUACGGUUUUAAAGAAGGACAGGGUCUCGGUAAAAAGGAACAGGGCAUGUCGGUCGCAUUGCAAGUAGAAAAAACUAGUAAACGUGGUGGUAGAAUAGUUGGUGAAAGGGAGCAAUUAAUGCCACCACCACCACCACCUGUUGCUUCUCCACCACAGCAAUCGCAAGCGCCAUCCCAGCCACAACAGCCCCAGGAAGAACCUAGCAUUACAGAGAUAAUGAAAUGUCCAAGCAAAGUUGUUCUCUUGCGCAACAUGGUUGGUCCUGGAGAGGUUGAUGAUGAUCUUGAACCAGAAGUAAAGGAUGAAUGCAACACUAAAUAUGGCGAUGUCGCACGUGUUAUUAUUCAUGAAGUGAUAGAAGCUUCACCAGAAGAGGCAGUGCGAAUUUUUGUCGAGUUUAAGAGAAUAGAAAGUGCUAUUAAAGCUGUGGUUGAUUUAAAUGGCCGUUUUUUUGGUGGCAGACAGGUCAAAGCGGGAUUCUAUUCUAGUGAGAAACUUGAUAACUUACAAUUGAUGGAUUAAUUUCGCUUGUUUUACAAAAAGAAUUUUAAACAUUAACUUUUGUUUUCUUAAUAAAUUGUAAAAUUUUUUAUAUUUCUACUACAUAUAUAUAAUAUAGAUCAUUAGAAAAUAAAUUUUUUUCCAUUAUGAUACAUAGAAUUAUUUUAUUUUUUCAGUAUUAUUUAAAAUUAUAAAUUAUUAUACAAGAUAUGUUUGUCUUGACAAUUUAUUUCGAUGGGGCAUACAAAAUUUACUUUUAAAAAUCAUUUAUAAAAUUAAGAAAUAAUUAUAAUAAAAUUAAAUAAAUAAUGUAUUUGAUGUAAAAAUUAAGUGUACAUUGGAAAAAUAACAGCUAAUUUUUGUUUUCAAUAUUGUUGAUUUGUUAGAUAUGUACAAUUUAUUUACAAAGUUUUCAACUUAAAAAUUCAAAACAUGAAAUUUUAGGAAUAUAUAUCUUGAUAUGUAAUAAAUUUUUUUACUGCUUUGAAAAUUAUUUUUCCAAGUGGGUUUAAUGACCUAUCUCACAAGAUAUAUAAAUUGCAAUAUAUUUUAUUUUUAUAUAUAAAAUAUAAACUAAUAUAUAAAAUAUAAACUAAAUAAUUUAAGCUACAAAAAUAGAAAAUAUUAAUCUCUCUUAAAUUAAAUAUAGAUAUCUGACAAUUAUUAUUGACACUGCUUGCAUUUGUAGUAGGUCGGACGAAUUCGGCUAUUUUUAUAAUAAAUUAAUAACUUGUUAACUAUUGCAAAAUGGUACAGAACUGUUUAAUAAAAAGUUUAGGCUAUUCUAUCUCUAUGAAAGCGUUGUGUCAAUAAUUGUUAAACAUCUUGUAUUGUAUUUAACAUGAAAUAGAUAUAUCAUUGAAAAAUA
Monomorium pharaonis (pharaoh ant) is the source of this 2482-nucleotide messenger RNA. It is a transcript of the gene Spf45, whose product is annotated as splicing factor 45. Gene Ontology annotation, molecular function: RNA binding. NCBI's taxonomy places the organism in Eukaryota, Metazoa, Arthropoda, Insecta, Hymenoptera, Formicidae. The record is from RefSeq and is a predicted model, not a curated record. Bases 487 to 1635 code for a protein of 382 amino acids. Gene Ontology annotation, cellular component: precatalytic spliceosome. The transcript is spliced from 4 exons. Gene Ontology annotation, biological process: mRNA cis splicing, via spliceosome; alternative mRNA splicing, via spliceosome.